GAAGGUCGGCAAGGCCGAGGGGUGGGGAUACGCCGCACCUGCCGAUUGCCGUCUCGACCCCAAGAACGGGACGCUCCAGUCCGUUGUUCCUCUGCGCUUCACGGCCGAGGGAGAGACGGCGAUCAAUGGCACCGGAGGCGGCAGCAGCGGCGACGAAGAGGAAGUUGGUGUUUGUGACGGGGAUUGGGAGGGGGCUAGGGAGGGCGCUGGCCGUGGAGUUGGCGAAGAGGGGCCACAACGUCGCCGGCUGCUCCAAGACGGAGGAGCACGUUAACUCCCUCUCCUCCCUUCUGUCCUCCAUCGACCCUGAGCUCUCCCAUUCCCUCUUCACCGCCGACGUGAGAUCGGAUAGUGCUAUUGCGGAGGUCGCAAAGAGCGUCUUGGAGAAGAGGGGCUGUCCUGAUAUCAUAGUAAAUAAUGCCGGUGCCAUUAAUAAAAACAAUAAGAUCUGGGACGUGCCUUUGGAAGAGUUUGACAAUGUUAUAGAUACAAAUAUAAAAGGUACAGCCAAUGUUAUGCGUCAUUUUUUGCCUGCGAUGAUACAAAGGAAGCAUGGGGUGAUCGUCAAUUUUUCAUCUGGUUGGGGCAGAUCAGCUGCUGCACAGGUUGCACCUUAUUGUGCUUCAAAGUGGGCAAUCGAGGGCCUUUCUCGCUCCGUGGCAAAAGAGGUGCCUCCGGGGAUCGCGAUUGUUGCACUUAGUCCUGGUGUUAUAAACACGGAAUUGCUUCAUUCAUGUUUUGGUGAAUCAGCCGAACUGUACCAAUCAACUGAAACCUGGGCUCCUAAUGCUGCUGCAAUGAUACUUCGGCUAACUGCAGAUGAUAAUGGUGCAUCUUUAACUGUAUAGUUUGUUGAAGCAUGUGUACGUUCGGUGAUUAACCAUGCACAGUGUACCCACCAUAUUGAAAGGGCUUUGUUCUCAUGGUGCAUUUGGUCUAGAAACUGCUGCAUUUCACUUGUAAUUUAAUCUCAUUUCAGAGGCUUGGGAACUUUCCAUCGGUCA
Molecule: messenger RNA, 1004 nt
Organism: Nymphaea colorata (pocket water lily)
Lineage: Eukaryota; Viridiplantae; Streptophyta; Magnoliopsida; Nymphaeales; Nymphaeaceae
Product: NADPH-dependent pterin aldehyde reductase
Exons: 5
Coding region: 126-848 (240 amino acids)
Biological process (GO): folic acid-containing compound metabolic process
Cellular component (GO): cytosol
Molecular function (GO): oxidoreductase activity, acting on the CH-OH group of donors, NAD or NADP as acceptor
Source: RefSeq, a predicted model, not a curated record